AUGGAUCCUCCAGGGAAUGAGUGCGCUAGGUGAGUAUAUCUGUCAGAUGAUACAAUAUUUACCAUUCUUUCAAUGAUCAGCUGGCUCUUACUGACAUUCCUACACAGGACACAAUGUUUAAUAAUCAGAUUCAUUAUUACUCUAUACAGACACAGCAUAUUGAAUUAUCCUCAUGUGCAGAUUGAUGAUAAUAGAGUUGUGAAAAAUAGCUCCAGAUUCAGAGUAACUCAUUCUGUUUGAUAAAUGCACCCCACCCACCCCAUGGUCCAUGUCCUGUUUGUAUUGUAAUAUCCAUUCUAAACUCACUAAGGACAGUUAUAGUUUAAUGAUAUUUAAUGUGUGUUCCACCAAGAACUCAGUGUGGUUUAUCUUGUCUACACGAUUUCUUGGAGACCAGUGAACAUGGUCCACAGGGUUUGAAAGGGUUAGAAAGUGCUGGCCGGCAGAAUGAGAAAUUGACAGGUUCCCAAUCAGUUAUUAAAUUUCCAAUGUGAUCCCUAAAGAUCUAGAAUGAUAACUGUGACUGAUUUAACACGGGGGAGUCUAUGAAUGAUAAUUUGAAAAUGGUCAGGAAUCUAAAGUCGAUUUGAAAUUGAGGCCAAAACAGGCAAAUUGGAAAAAUCAUCAAAGCCAGCUGUUUUUUUUUUAGUUCUGGUGUUUUUACCUAUAACCACUAUUACCACUGCCCCUAUAACCAUUUAAUCUCUUUGAAUUGGUUAUGGUGCCUGGAGUCCUCGGGCUGUGUCUUCAUGUGUAACAUGUAACCUGAAUGUUUGAUAAAUAGACUAAGGGCAUUUUUUUUAUCAUUAAUUGACAGGUUUAUAUAAUGUAAACUGCAGAGAUAAUUGAUAAUAGCAUAAAUGUUGAUUUAUUUUCACACCCUAUGAAAAAUCACCAGAAGCUUUAAUACAAUUUGAAAUCUUCAUCUUUAAAUAAAAUUCCUUCCUCGCUAUGUACUAACAUCAGAUUCUCGCUGACAUUUAGCUGACAUAGAGAUUGAAGUAUGAGGAAAUUAUCAAAGGGCAAAAGCAACGAGACUGCGAGCCUGCAAGAUGGAACAAGUUAAUGAUUCAUAAAAUCUCACAUUUAUCAUUCUAUAAUUCCUUUACACCCGACUCUCCCUGUGCUGGCAUUUAGCUUAUAAAUCUAACUCUCUUCGUAUUAUGUUGUUUAGCAUUUUUUCUAACUUUAGUGACAAAAAGCCACAAAUGUAUCCCAAAAUACACAAGCAUGGCUCAGCAGAGAUAUUUUAAAGCGUUUUUCCAUGUUUUAAUGUUAUUAAAAAUGACCUGUAUAAUGUACAAACAAAGUGUGGCCACGUUGUGUUAGAGCCCACCAAUACUGACAGUAUACUCCAUGGAUCCUAUCCUAUGUUUCGAGGGUGUAGUGUUAGAGUUAGGGCUACGGCUGUAGGUUUAAACGUAGCCUUAUGCUUAGAGGCUUGGGGUAGAAUAAGGGAGAGGGAUUAGAGUGAGUAUUUUAUUUUAUUUUAUUUAGUUAUGUAGAAAUUAUUAUGACCAUUUUAAAAUAACUUAUUAAUACUUUUUUGUAUCAAGCAUAUACAUACUCUAAAGAGAGCCCUGUAUGUCCUUUCUAUUACACUUACAACAUGUGUAGGUGCACCUAAAUGGAAAACAUCAAAUUAUGGUUGAAUGAAAACAAACCAAAAAUGCCAACAAGGACUUUGAUCACAGACACAUCUAAUCUUAGAAAAGCCUGGGUCCUUAAAGGGACAUGUAUCACUUGACUUUUAUUUUUUUAAUUUUUUAAACAGCAAGUAAACAUUUUUAAACAAAUAUACAAACCAAGAUAAAGUAAGAAAUGUUUUGAAAUGUAUGUAAUAAAUUUUAACAAACAUACUAUAAGCUAUAAAUCAGAUUGCAUUUUUAUUAUUAUUAUUAUUUCAUUUAUUUUCUUCUUUCUUUCCUCCCUUUUCUUUACGGAGAUAUCAAGUGUUGAGUGCAGGAGAAAUAAAGAACACACAGGUUUCAGUUAUUAGAGAUAACAAAUGAUCUCCAACUGGACAAUAGGAAAUAACACAUGCAGGUGUCAAGUUAAAAGUAAUCAGAUAACACAUUGUUAUUAUUAUUAUUAUUAUAAAGCGCCACCAAAUUCCAUAGCGCUGUACAAUAGGUGGACUAACAGACAUUUCAUCACAGAAAGGUGAGUUGAACGCACAGGAGCAGACUAUGUUGAGGGCCCUGCUCAUAAGGCUUGCAUUCUAGAGGGAGUGGGGUAAAGUGGCACAAGGGGUAAGGGUAGGAUGUGUGUCAUGAAUGGUAGAAUGUAGGUUACUAGAAUAGUUUACAGUGAAGGUUAGUUUCUAAUUUUGUUACAGUUACAGGAGAGGGAGCAGGUGGGUUAGCAAGGUGCAAGGAGGGAAAGCUAUUAACAUUGUUGGACAUGCCUCUCAACUAGUGGUGUUUCUUCAGCCUCCCCCUUUAUCCACCCAUCUCCAUUUCAUACCAAAACACUAAUGACAGAAGCAGGGUAUCAUUGUGCAGCAGCAGGAGAGAGAACCCCGACACCAGAACCUGCUCUGCAUGAAUCACCCGUAUCAGACUCCCUCUAUUCUCCUCAAAGUGAAGAGAUCUUCCAACUGCACACGUGUAAAUCUGCCACUUUUCCAGCAUUCCUAGGGAUAGGACACUGGUUAUAUCAGUUCUCCCCCAGAGUGGGUGUGGAAAGCAUAAGAAAGAAGACGUAGGUAAAUGAGCAAGUAAGAAGAAGCAGGUCAUUUUUUCAUGGAACAAAAUCAUAUUUAUCGUUUUUUUUCAGCCUGCAGAGUAAGGCAACUGUCUCAUUAAAAGCCAAAGUAUUUGAACGAGACAGUUUUGCAAAGUGAUGCAUGUCCCUUUAACAGGUUAAAAACGUAAUCAAACAUUAUCACAGUAUACCCCAUUCUAUAAACCGUUUGUUGUUGGAAUCCUGACUUCUUUCUUGACUGUCUACACAUCAGGAUUCAGGAAGUUACAAAACUGGAUACUCAGUGAAACAAACAUUAACUGACGAGAUAGAACGUACUCUGAUAUUUUUGAUAAACCCUCUUAUAAUUAGCAUCCACAGACUUAUUUGCAGACAUUGUCUGUUUUUAUGUUUUGUGGGUGGAUCUUGCUGGGUGUCACGAUGAGUAACCCCAAUAAGCAGAGAAAUAGACAGAGUGGCUGGGCCUAAUGUAAACAAAGUCAAAUACAAGCCAAGGUCAGGUGAAAAACACAACGACAGGUAAACUCUACAUCAAUAGAACAGGUAAACAAGUAAGAAAACGUUUUACAUGGAAUCAGGAACAAAGCCAAGGUCAAUAACAGAAAUAUCCCAAUUCAAUGGUGCCAGAUAAAUAGAAAUACUGUUAUGUUUGAUUUGAUUGGUUCACAUCAUGCCUGUGACUCCAGAACGUGUGUGAAUGGGACACUAGUCAGAUUCGAGCUGGAAAUUACAUUACGUCCCCUGUGUGUCUUUAAGAACGCGCUCCAAAUGUGAGCAGUGUUCUCAAUGCCGGGAUUCGACCUCAUUAAUUUUUUUUUCCUUUCGGUUCCUGAUUUUCUUGAGGGCCAGGUAAGUGUCGUUAGACUGGGUCAUAGUUCUGUGCAGUCAUGGGUUUGAGUCGCUGAUAGUAAGUGUGAUGCAUCCUGUGUUAGUGUCUCUGAAUUGUGUCUGUGUUUUAUGUUUCAGAUAUACAGAGAGUAAGGUGAAGAUCUGCUACUGGGAUCCAAACACUGACAUAUCAUGGCUAGAGAACCAUCUAACUUCGUCUAGUUCUAUGAGAAUUAGAAUGGAUAAUGUCAAAGAGAAUGAAUGGAAUGAUAUCAUUGAUACAUCUCAUACAAUCAUUUGUUACUAUGAAGAUCUAACGAGAACCUGGGGACAUAUGAGCAAGUUCCAGAAACAAUGUAUCGCAAGAAAAGGUGAGAGAAAAACUUGGAGUAAUGACGGAAUGAGAUGUUAAGGAAUAGAGACCUGACUUGGAAAUCUGAGAGCUUUCACAACUACCUUUAAUUACAUAUUAUCAAAUAGCAAAUAGAGUUUGAUAACAUUGAGAACUAUGUAAUUAGUGCCAGAAAAACUACAGUCAUAGAAUAAAACAAUUCUGAUAAUAUUUUCACUAAAAUCCCAUAAAUAAUGUACAGUAUAUCUCUUGGAAUAUUCACUAUAAGAUCACAUUCAUGCAGGAUUUUAUGGAAUAUCACAAAUUAAAAUUACCCGAGCUCUCAGUAGAAUAGAAUUUAAGAAAAUCAAAGAAAAUAAAGUGCUAAGGUGGAGAGAAGAACCAGUGUUUGCUCCCAUUUCUCGCCCACCCCACCGAGAUUGGGGGGGACUCCAUGAAGAUGGGUUAUCUAAUCAGUCCUGUCUGUGGAGAACGGUGGGAUACUGCACUGACCCCUACAUCUACCCAAAUACCCUACACUUCGGUUAAUAUUUAUGGUAACAGAUUAUGAUGGCUGCAUUGUAACCACUACAAGUAGCUCACUACAGGCUGCAUGAAGAGUUAAUAUUCUCAUGUAUAGUAUGUACCAGGUGGGAUGUUACAUAAAGACAUUAAAGGGACACUUCACUGCCCAAAUUGGCAAAAAAAAAAUAUAUAAUUCAUUGUUUAGUAGAUAUACCCACUAUGAAUACAUGCAUGAGAAUUCAUAUAUGUAUUUAUAGUGGGUAAUAAAGCUGCAGUUCUUGGCAAGCCAUUCCCAUUUUCCUUGGAGGAAACUAACAGUCUCUUCACUGGAAAAUAGUCUAUCUGCAGAUCUCCCUCCGAGGACAUGCACACGUCUGAUCACCCCUGCGUCUGUCUGGCUCACGCACUGUACAGCAGUCUAAUCUGAGGUCUAAGAAGGAAGUAUGUGGGGGGAGGCAGGCGUACUCAUUUAGACUGUUCCUGACAAUUCCAUUAGCUCAGGUGAGCUAACCGAAACAGGAAGCAAACCUCCCUGGCUGUUUGAUUGACAGUCAGGGGGGUGUUCCAUAAUUAUUUAUAAAAGUGACGAAUGCACAGAAAUUGCACGUUUUUAAACUAGAGUUAAAAUAGGAUACUCCUCACCCAUAAAGCAUUUCAGCAAACUGAAGUGUUUUAUGGAGUGUGGAGUGGUCCUUUAAAAGGUCUACACACUCUUAUAUUAUUCUCUUAAAAUGUGAAGAAUAAGGCAUACAGUGUUAUGACAUAUGUUGGAAAUAUUAGAAUUAGAUUAAUAAUACCAAAGUAUUGUUGGCCUUUGACUAUGGGGAAAAGUUAAUGGAAGAUGAUUGUGGUGUCUUUUCACGGUAUACAGGACGUCAGAGCGUGGUGGUGGUAGUUGGUGAAAAUGAAAAGAAAUUAAAGAAGAAGAAAACUCAGUGGAUGGAAAACUUGGCAGGGUGUCGGCUCUUUCUUUUUACCAAAAAUGAAGUUGCAUUUCUUGAUCCAAAUACAAAACACAUGGAAGAAAAGCUAAAUAACAUGAUGGAGAUCCUGAAGGAAGGUAAGAGCCAAAAUAUAAGCGUUCACCAUAGGAUUAGCCCUCAAUAUUGA
Pelobates cultripes (western spadefoot toad) is the source of this 5500-nucleotide messenger RNA. The record is from the annotation of a GenBank genome assembly. Lineage: Eukaryota; Metazoa; Chordata; Amphibia; Anura; Pelobatidae.